Molecule: messenger RNA, 426 nt
Organism: Guyanagaster necrorhizus
Lineage: Eukaryota; Fungi; Basidiomycota; Agaricomycetes; Agaricales; Physalacriaceae
Exons: 1
Coding region: 136-378 (80 amino acids)
Source: RefSeq, a predicted model, not a curated record
ACACGCCUUUCUUGAUUCCAGUGGUCGAGACCGUGUUCUCGAAUAUCAAUGAACUCACAUCCGUAACAGCACAGGGCAAUUUUGAUGGAGUUGUCAUGACCAGCGCACGCUCAUGUGAGGCCUGACACAAGGCAAAUGGUGCAGCCAAGAACGGUACGUGCCGCAUUCACUUUCUCGAAUUUUGUUCUCAAUUUCAGCGACAGAAUGUCCGUUCUAUGUCGUCGGGAAGGCUACCAGCUCGACAUUCUCUCAACGUUUGAAGGAGAGACCGACGGGCCAUGGCGGAUCGUGUUCUUUGCACCGUCUGCUGCCGAAUUCAUUCUACCCUUUCUGAAGGAGGGGUUCGACGUGGAUUCAGUGAAUAUUGCUGUCAUUUGACCAACCACGCAUUAAUAUCAAAGCAAUUCAAUACAUGAAACAUUAUAG